Molecule: messenger RNA, 2787 nt
Organism: Leopardus geoffroyi (Geoffroy's cat)
Lineage: Eukaryota; Metazoa; Chordata; Mammalia; Carnivora; Felidae
Gene: DPY19L2
Product: dpy-19 like 2
Exons: 22
Coding region: 163-2478 (771 amino acids)
Biological process (GO): spermatid development
Cellular component (GO): nuclear inner membrane
Molecular function (GO): mannosyltransferase activity
Source: RefSeq, a predicted model, not a curated record
UCCCGGUUUCCCGGUCGCCAUGACGACCGGGCGGCCCGCAACGGCGGCGGGGGCUAGUCGUUGAGGCCGCGACCCGAGCCAGGCCCCAGCGGACCUCGCCCGACUGGGCUGGGCCUGCGCCAGCCAGAGACCCAGCUCCAUUUGAACAGGGACUAUGAGAAAAUGGUCGGGCAAACGAGGAGUAAGCUCAAAGAAGCGGCUUCAGAGCCGGUGCAGUCCUCGCGCUCCGUGCAGUCCCGGCGGCGGCGCCGGGCCACCGGAGCCGGGGAGCCGGAGAUGGAGGAGCCGCAGGCGGAGACGGAAAAGCGGCAGCCGCCUUUCCCCGUAGGCGGGGGGAACCUGCCGGGGGGCUCCCGGGAUUACUCGCCGCGGAGGACCCGAAACCUGAACGCGCAGAAUUGCAUGCAAAUGGAAGUGGUCGCCAAGACCCUUCUUCUUGGUCGCUUCCAGUUCCUCAGCUGUUUGCUGGAGCAGCUCCGGGAUAAGGUGCUGCAGUUUCGGAGACGACAGGUCAACAGCAGGACCUCCUUCGGCAUAGCUGCCUUUGUGGGAGUUUUGCACUGGAUGCAUUUAGUAACACUUUUUGAAAAUGAUCGUCAUUUUUCUCACCUCUCAUCUUUAGAACGGGAGAUGACUUUUCGAACUGAAAUGGGACUUUAUUAUUCCUACUUCAAGACCAUUAUUGAAGCACCUUCAUUUUUGGAAGGACUGUGGAUGAUUAUGAAUGAUAGGCUCACUGAAUAUCCCCUUGUAAUUAAUACAGUGAAACGCUUCCAUCUUUAUCCAGAGGUGAUUAUAGCCUUCUGGUAUCGUAUAUUUGUGGGAAUAAUGAGUUUAUUUGGGCUAGAAGCUAAGACCUGCUGGAAUGUCACCAGAGUAGAACCUUUAAAUGAAGUUCAAAGUUGUGAAGGAUUGGGAGACCCUGCUUGCUUUUAUGUUGCUGUGAUUUUUAUUUUAAAUGGAGCAAUGAUGGGAUUGUUCUUCAUAUAUGGUGCAUACCUGAGUGGGACUCAACUUGGAGGUCUAAUUACAGUAUUAUGCUACUUUUUCAACCAUGGAGAGGCUACCCGUGUAAUGUGGACACCACCUCUCCGGGAAAGUUUCUCAUAUCCAUUUCUUGUACUUCAGAUGUGCAUUUUAACUUUGAUUCUCAGGACCUCGAACAAUAGUAGAAGGCAUUUUAUUGCACUCUGUCUUUCCAAUGUUGCUUUUAUGCUUCCCUGGCAGUUUGCUCAGUUUAUACUUUUUACUCAGAUAGCUUCAUUAUUUCCCAUGUAUGUUGUGGGGUACAUUGAGCCAAACAAAUUUCAGAAGAUCAUUUAUAUGAACAUGAUUUCAGUUCUCCUUUGUUUUGUGUUGAUGUUUGGAAAUCCAAUGUGUUUAUCUUCUUAUUAUUCAUCAUCUUUGUUAAUGACAUGGGUGAUAAUUCUAAAGAGAAAUCAAAUUCAAAGAUUGGGAGUGUCUGAACUCAACUUUUGGCUGAUUCAAGGCUUUGCCUGGUUGUGUGGAACAAUUAUUUUGAAAUUUCUGACAUCUAAAAUGUUAGGUGUUUCAGAUCAUAUUCGCUUGAGUGACCUUAUAGCAGCCAGAAUCUUAAGGUAUACAGAUUUUGAUACCUUAAUUUACACCUGUGCUCCUGAAUUUGACUUCAUGGAAAAAGCGACUCCAUUGAGAUACACAAAGACAUUAUUGCUUCCAGUUGUUAUGUUGAUUACUUAUUUUAUCUUUAAAAAGGCUACUCGUGAUAUUUUAUGUGUCUUAUCUGCAAACACCUAUCAAAGAAAACAGCUCCUUGAACAUGGUGAGCUGAUUUUUCACACAUUGCAACUGUUAGCGUUCACUGUCCUUGCCAUUUUAAUUAUGAGGCUGAAGUUGUUUCUAACACCUCACAUGUGUGUUGUAGCUUCCUUGGUGUGCUCUCGACGGCUCUUCGGCUGGGUUUUUUGCAGAGUUCGCUUUGAGAAUGUUAUCUUUGGCAUUCUAGUAGUGAUGUCAAUACAGGGUUGUGCAAACCUCCAUAAUCAAUGGAGCAUAAUAGGAGAAUUUAAUAAUUUGCCUCAGGAAGAACUGAUACAAUGGAUCAAAUACAAUACUAGACCAGAUGCCGUUUUUGCCGGUGCCAUGCCUACAAUGGCCAGUGUCAAGCUGUCUACCCUUCACCCCAUUGUGAAUCAUCCGCAUUAUGAGGAUGCAGACUUGAGGGCCCGGACAAAAAUAGUUUAUUCCACAUAUAGUCGAAAAUCUGCAAAAGAAGUGAGAGAUAAAUUGUUGGCGUUACAUGUGAAUUAUUACGUCUUGGAAGAGGCAUGGUGUGUUGUGAGAACUAAGCCUGGGUGCAGUAUGCUGGAAAUUUGGGAUGUGGAAGACCCUUCCAAUACAGCUAAUCCUCCCUUAUGUAGCGUCUUGCUCACGGACCCAAGGCCCUACUUCACCACAGUAUUUCAAAAUAGUAUGUACAGAGUAUUAAAGGUUAACUGACAACGAGACUACCUAUCACACUGUGAUGCAAAGAGGUGUAUAGAAAACCAUCACUUUGGCUUAUUUACAUUAAAAGAAAAUCACAAGCUUUAAUAAGGGAUCCUUAAAAAGAAGAUGAUAAAAAUAUUUUAUUCUGAUUACUAAAAGGUAAAUUGUUUCAUUGUUUUCCAUUGAAUGUCAGCCUUAUUAAGCUUGUUAUUUAAAUGACGAAAUCAUCUCAUUCUGCAGAAACAAAUGUCCAUCUUAAAGUUUUAAAGAAAAAUACAUGUAAAAGAACAAUGAGAUUUAAUAAAUCAAGGGGAGAUGUAA